AAACAUGGAGAGGUCAGACCACGAUAUGAAAGGAAAGUCCAAGAGGAAGAGGAGGAGGAGGUGUAAAGGCAAAGAGCGAGGCAACGUGUUAUCAACCCUCAUCAGUCCCAUAAGACACUGGGAUACUGGAGCGUCAUCAGCUGAAGAUGCAGACAAUUCAAGUACGAGCAGUUUGGAGGUGAAAGAGAAUCAGGAUGAUAUAAUCCAGGUGGACUGCGACUUACUACGAAAAUAUCAUCCAUCAACUUUUUGCACAACUUUCCCCAGACACGGACCCAAAGCCCUGAAGAGGAAGCAGCCGUUGGUGGAUGGAAAGGACCGGCUGCUCUACCAAAGCCACUUGACCUGUAAAAGAGCGACCUGGGCUGUUACUCAGAAGAACGCGCUGGUGCAGCUGAACGAGUUACGACCUGGGCUGCGGUAUGAGAUCGUCUCAAAGACUGGUCCUCUGCACGCUCCGGUGUUUUCUGUAGGUGUGGAGGUCAACGGUCUCCGAUUUGAGGGUCGAGGACCUACAAAGAAGCAGGCUAAGAUGAGGGCUGCAGAGCUGGCUCUCCGGUCAUUCAUCCAGUUCCCAAAUGCGUCCCAGGUUCACGCUGUUAUGGGGAACUUCACCAGCACACCUAUGGAUUUUACAGCAGAUAAACUGGACAUCCCUGAUGUAUUCCUCAAAGGGUUAGAGCCAUCGCUGUGUGAGAACUGUGAUCUCCUGCACUGUAACACAGCAAAGAAGGAGGUUUUCUCCAGCAUUUACAACUACAAACGACUUGUUCCACUCACACUGGACUUGGUCUCCUCGACAAAUCCAAAAAGACGAGCCCUCAGCACAUCACUUUUAGAGCACCUCAGCCCAGUGGCACUGCUCAAUGAGCUGCGACCAGGACUCAGGUAUAUGUGCCUGGCGGAAAGAGUUCAUGGCAGAGUGAUGAGGAAUUUUGUAAUGGUGGUAAGGGUGGAGGGCAGGGUGUUUGAAGGGUGCGGUCAUAGUAAAAGACUGGCAAAGGCACAAGCAGCAGCAGCCGCCCUGCAGUCUCUUUACAACAUGAGUCUAGGACCGGAGAGGAAGGUCAUGGGCCUCCAGGGCAGCAGAGCCAAAAAUCAGCUACCUCAGUUCUUCGCCGAGUCAAUCUUCCACCUGGUGAGAGAGAAAUACACGGAGCUGACAGACAGCUGUUUCUCUACCUCGCACGCCCGUCACAAGGUCCUGGCAGGGAUCGUAAUGACCAGAGGGUUUGACCUCCGAUCAGCCCAGGUCGUGUCUCUGGCCACGGGGACUAAGUGUCUGGACCUGGACCAUGUGACCGACCGCGACUCGACGCUCAGCGACUGCCACGCUGAAGUCGUCAGCAGAAGGGCGCUGGUUCGAUUCCUGUACACUCAGCUGGAGCUGCUGCUCUGUAAGUCAGCAGACGGUGGGGAACCAUCGAUCUUUGUAGCAAAUAAAGGCGGGUUACAGCUGCGGGACGGCGUCCUCUUCCACAUGUACGUCAGCUCGUCACCGUGCGGAGACGCUCGACUCAACUGCCCCUACGAGACCACAGCCGCAUACCCCAGCAGGAGGUUUCGCUGUCACCUGAGAGUGAAGGUGAACGGAGGCGAGGGGACGCUGCCGGUCACGGCACGGAGAGCCAAUCAGAAAUGGGACGGCGUGUCACCGGGUAAACCUCUGGUCACCAUGUCCUGCACCGACAAAAUGGCAAAGUGGAGCGUCGUGGGACUCCAGGGGGCACUCCUGUCUCACCUGGUGGAGCCGGUUUACCUGCACAGCCUCACGGUGGGGACGUUGAGCCACACGGGUCACCUGGGCAGAGCCUUGACACGCCGCCUCGCACCCGUCAAGCACCUGCCCCUCCCCUACCGCCGCCGGCGGGUGCUGCUCAGCUGUCUGAGCAGCAACGAGGUUCGGCCUGCGGGGAAGGCCCCAAACGUCAGCGUAAACUGGAGCUGCGGUGAUGGAGGCCUGGAGGAGAUCAGCACCUCCACAGGAAGGAGAAGGGACUCUGGGACGCCGUCACAGCUCUGCAGGAGCUCCCUGUUUGCCCGCUGGCAGAGGCUGCAGCAGCAGUUGAAUGGCCAGAUAUCGGACGCAGGAGCCGUGACAGGGACAUACUGUGGCUCCAAAAUAGCUGCUGGAUGCUACCAGAGGGCGCUGCAGCAGUUUACUGGAGCUCUGCAGGUUGGAGGUCUGGGAACGUGGCUCAGAAAACCUCCACAGCUGGAUCACUUAAACGUCAGUGUGUGAAAAACUGUGCUAAAGGCUGAGUAUGGAGUAACGAGGGAAGCUCGUGUUUUUUCUUUGUGAGUAUAUGUGGAUGAAGUACAAAGAAUAAUUAUUAUGCAAAUGAGCACAAAGCAUACACAAAAGCAAAUCAAAUUUAGGCAAAAACUGGAGUAGACUUCUUAGCGUGUAAUGCUAGCUUAAAUAGCCUAAACGCUGCAGCUUUGGAGGCUAAAGCUAGCUUGUCUGGCUAGCUUAAACCUUAACAACCUUGUCGCUGUAACCACUUAGCUAGCUACCUGGCUCACUGGUGUAACACUGAAGAUAUUUUUAAGUUUAACUAAGCAAUAUGCAGUGUUUGAGUAAAAUUUAACUUGAAAACUUGGAAAGAAACAGCCACACUUUGGAGCUGGAUGUGUAAAUGCAAAGUGUAAAAGAGAUGGUGGCAAAAUGGCUGCAAACACUCAAAUCAGAUUAAUUAGUUAAUCAAAAGGGGAGCCAUACACGGUUAUGUUUCAUUUGUUGAUAGAAAUAUCCCUAGAAAUAUGUAACAAAAUAAAAAAAGCUUGUUAAAAAAAAGCUGAAUAAAAUAAUUUCAAAUACUCCGGUGUGACUACAAGGCAACUUUUGGUGGUAAAUAUGGCCCAAAGUCAGUAUUUACAAAUAUUUUUUAUAAAAUUUUCUUUUUGCAAACAUGGCAUGAAUGUUGCAUAAUCCGACAGGAAAUAGACACUAGAAGAUACUCCUGAUUUGUUGUAAUUAAUGUGAAUGAAGGGUCAAGGGUCAUUUUUGCUGGCCAAAUAUGAAGAGCAUUCACUCAAUGAUUCAGUUGGACAUCUUACAUGUUCAAAGUUUAUAUUUACACACUUCUGAGGACACUCCAUUGCGUAACUCUAAAAUGAUCUUAAACCCAGUUUUAACACUUUGUAGCAGUGAGAACAGACCUCAUAAGGUCCAAGCCCAUAUUGGUCCUCUGAAACACUACAAUACAGUAGCGCGCGCGCACACGCGCGCACACACACACACACACACACACACACACACACACACACACACACACACACACACACACACACACACACACAAAAAUAGUUUUUGUCAUAUAGCUGGACAUUGCACUGACUUUCAAUUCCUCGGUGACCUACUUAUCCUAAUCUUAAAACCAAGUCUUUUACCUUGGGGGGACCAGUUCAGUUUUGGUCCAGUCCUCACAAUGAGACUUUGUGAACAGUCAUAUCCACUAUAAUGUGAUAAAUACAAGAUACCUGAUGACUGCAAAGCAAAAUCUUUUUUAGUAACAUCAGCUCCUGGUUUCCUUUUCUACUGAACUGAAAGUCACAUUUUAAUUUUAUUCUUUGUUUUUUUGUGUUAGUUUUCUUUUAGAAAAUGUGUCCUCUGUUAUUUCAGUAAUCUAUAUUUGAUGUAACUGUAUGUUAUCAUGUUAUUUCAAGUUUUUUCACACUCAUUCAUUUUGAACAGUGUUGUAAAGGGCCAGUGUAUAUCAAACUCAGGAGUGUGAAGACAUGCCGCCACCUAGAGGAAGAUUGUGUGCAUUACAUAUAGUUUUUUUAAUUAUUUGUUUUCUCUUAAAUUUUUUCAUCUAGAUGUUUUUUCUUUUAUUUCUUUAAAGGCUUAAGUUAUUCACAAAUAUCCCAAAGGCUGUUAUUGUGUUCUAUUUUUUGUCAAUGUUUAUUUCUAGAAAAGUUUUGAGGUAAGGAAUGUAAAAGAAUAUUUCUAUGUAAGGCCAGUGUUGUUAAAUGCUAUGUAAACUUUUAUUAUUAGGUAUGCAGAAUGUAUGUAGUUUAUAUUGGUCAUGACUAUUUUUAUCACUGCAAAUAAAUAAACUUAUUUGUGUUAGUUUUUGUGUUUGUUUAUCCUGCAUGACAUCAGAUACUGAGGUAAAAUAACUACCUAUAGAAGAAUAUGGGCGUCAUUCACAUACACUCAAAAACCACUCAACUAGAAAACAUUCAAACAGCACAAAUGGUUUAUUUUGAUUUCACAAGCAGAUGCUUGUUCCUCAGUACACAGCUAUAAUCCACAAAACCGCGGUCAAGUCGAUCCAACAGGUUUUCAUCUUUUUUUUUUCUUUUCUGAGAACUGCGCUGUGGUGUUUGUUGUUCUACAUCAACCACUUCGAUCACACGUAACACUGUUCACACCACAGAGCCACAGUUAUACAAGGCUUCAAGACGGCAGAUUUGAGAUGGCCGAUGCUUAGUGAUCAUGUGAUCUGGUUUUACUGGGAUUGAGAGCAUGAAGAGUAUGACUGAACAUUCAGUUAAAAUCUGUGAAUUAUGAACAUGGUAACAGAGUUGCUCAGUGCUGGUAGAAAAUGCAGUGAAACUUGCUUAAACUGUCAGGAAUAAAACGAUAUUGGAUGAACAACAGAUCAAACAUUCACUCACUCACGCACACAAAAACACACCUUUUAUUUUCUUCACGCAAACAAAAUGUUUUAUCAUUUAAAGCAAGGAUGACUUCUUUUGCAGGAGGGGAAACAACAUCAGUGGUCUCUGCUAAAAUACUAGUAAUACAGACUUUUUUUUUUUUAAAGAGGAAAUUAAAGCCCAUGCCCUUUUAAGGACUUUUAUCCAGAACAGCUGCAGGUAGCCAGAAAAAAAAGGUAUUCCUACAGUGAAAAAUACAGUAUAUCAAAAUUCACACCUUAACAACUAAUAUAACAACUUUUUAAAACGUAAGUUACAAUAUUAUUAUACUGCUUUUGGGAAAGUUUAGUCUGCAGCUGUAAAGUGAUCAUUUUUAAAUUAACCCAAUGCAAAACUUGUUGGUUCCACUAAGAAACUAAGACCAUCCCUGGUUAAAAUGAUAAAACUAACUCAGUCUUUCGUGAAUGUAAAACCUUUACAGAUGAACUGACAUCUUCACCCAUGAAGCAAUAAAAUGGAUUUACAUAAAAUAAAAAAAAGAAAUGCAGGAUCAUGUCAUCAAGUUAUAAAGGCUAAUAAUAAAACUGCUGCAGCUAAAAUACGCUGUGCAGCCCAAUUGGCUGCUUUCUUUCAUAUAUUACAAUUUAUAUAGUACAAAUGUUAUGUUUAAAAGGUAUUAGGAGGUUUACACUUUACAUGUGCCUUUUGACAAGUACUGUAAGCACUUUAGUUUAUUGAAAAUUAUGCUGUUUUACAGCUGCUAACAAACAUGGUAUUAAUGAGGCUUUUCCAUUGUUAGAAAUACAUUUCAAAAGGCAGCUGUUAAGUGUUACCAAAUAAACAAACACUGAAACUGAAGGUAUCCAUCAAAAUAUGUUUUUUUACCCACUGAAGAGACAAAUUUUUGUCAUGUCGAUGAACAGUGCUGUUACAAACCAGCUAAACGCUCCACAGGUCUAAAGCUAGACUCACAAAAAAACAUCGAUUUGAAAUGAACUGUGCUUGUUCAUCGCGUCACUGUGGUAACUAAUGAGCCCUGUCGAAAACACACGUUAAAGUACAACAGCAGUACGACAGCUGUGCUGCAGUCGAAUCACGAACUGCCUGGUAUUACAUUAAACACGAUUUUAGACAUCGAUUUGUAUCAACACACACACACAGACUUUGUUCUGGUAACAUGGCAAAAUACUCUCAAACACACAUACACACACACAUACACACAGACCUUGUUCUGGUAACAUGGUAAAAUACUCUCAAACACACACACACACACAUACACACAUUGUUACAGCCUCUCCCAUUCACUUGAAUGCAGCUUUGGCUGGAGUGUUUUUGUGGGAGUGGUGAAGCGAAAGAAGGUGUAAGCGAAUGCAUCACAACACUCAUCAGGGAUUUGACUUGUUUUAAAGUACCAUAACAAAUAUGACACUUACAGAAUCCCCACAACAGUGUUUCAACAGUAAUGACUAAAGGGCACUGCGAUAAACUAGAAAAAAGCCUUCUUUUUUUUU
Seriola aureovittata is the source of this 6119-nucleotide messenger RNA. Its product is annotated as double-stranded RNA-specific editase B2-like. Gene Ontology annotation, molecular function: double-stranded RNA adenosine deaminase activity; double-stranded RNA binding; tRNA-specific adenosine deaminase activity. Gene Ontology annotation, biological process: adenosine to inosine editing; RNA processing. The coding region runs from base 5 to 2242 and encodes 745 amino acids. The record is from RefSeq and is a predicted model, not a curated record. NCBI's taxonomy places the organism in Eukaryota, Metazoa, Chordata, Actinopteri, Carangiformes, Carangidae. Gene Ontology annotation, cellular component: nucleolus; cytoplasm. The transcript has 10 exons.